Aptenodytes forsteri (emperor penguin) is the source of this 1506-nucleotide messenger RNA. RefSeq names its product phosphoserine phosphatase (gene PSPH). Gene Ontology annotation, molecular function: magnesium ion binding; L-phosphoserine phosphatase activity. Gene Ontology annotation, cellular component: cytoplasm. Bases 233 to 913 code for a protein of 226 amino acids. The transcript is spliced from 6 exons. The record is from RefSeq and is a predicted model, not a curated record. Lineage: Eukaryota; Metazoa; Chordata; Aves; Sphenisciformes; Spheniscidae. Gene Ontology annotation, biological process: L-serine biosynthetic process; dephosphorylation.
ACUUCUCUGGUUACAUGUGUGCAACCAUUUAAAAAAAACAUCCAGGCUGGCUUACUCAGCAGAUUAUAAAAGAGUGAUUUACAAAAUGCGGCUUUCUACCAGAUCAGCCCGUGCCGUUGUAUUUAUGUGACUGAAGGUCUCAGCUGAUCCCUUCUUUUCUUGUGCAGCCAAGAGGUUUGCAGCAGCAGCAACAGCCACGGCCAGUACAAUACUUAAGAAGGUUCCUAAAAGGAUGGCGUCCCUCUUGGAGAUGAAAGAAAUCUUCCGCAAUGCUGAUGCAGUAUGCUUUGAUGUGGACAGUACAGUCAUCAGGGAAGAAGGCAUUGAUGAGCUUGCGAAAUUCUGUGGAGUUGGAGAUGCCGUCGCAGAGAUGACCCGCAGAGCUAUGGGUGGCACUGUGACAUUCAAAGCAGCUUUAACAGCACGACUAGGUCUCAUACGUCCCUCCUAUGAGCAAGUGCAAAAACUAAUAUCUGACAACCCACCUCAGCUAACACCAGGAAUAAGGGAGCUGGUGAGCAGACUUCAUCAACGAGGGGUCCAGGUCUUCUUGGUCUCUGGGGGGUUUCAGAGCAUCGUGGAGCACGUGGCCUUGCAGCUGAACAUUCCAACAGCAAACGUCUUUGCCAACAGGCUGAAGUUUUACUUUAAUGGAGAAUACGCAGGAUUUGAUGAAACACAACCAACAGCUGAAUCAGGGGGAAAAGGAAAGGUUAUUACUCAUCUGAAGGAACAAUUCCACUUUAAGAAAGUAGUUAUGAUUGGAGAUGGAGCUACAGACAUGGAAGCCUGUCCCCCUGCUGACUGCUUCAUUGGAUUUGGAGGAAAUGUAAUCAGAAAGCAAGUGAAGGAGAAAGCUAAAUGGUACAUUACUCACUUUGACGAACUGCUAAAGGAACUGGAAGAACGAUAAAUUAUACAGUAAAAUAAUAUAUUUAACAACUAUAAAUCCAUUAUACAAUGCAAUUAAACAUAUAUUUGUUUGCAAAGUUGUGUUCUGGAUUUUUUAAUGAUUCUGGGUGUUGGGUACCUUCCUCUCUGGCCUGAAAUUUGUGUUGCAAAUGGCACCAUUCUACUCACAUACUUUGUAAUGAAAACGAUAAGAUUUUUUAAACAUCUUUUCCAAGGUAGAAGAUGUCAGUUGAUUAUUCACUCACAAGUGAAGACCAAAGGUAGGAAAUUAUCAGUAAGUUAAAAAUACCUUAAUGGAUUGGCCCCUGGUCAGUACUGCAUAUCUAUUGUUUCAGAAUCAUUGAAGCUAAUACCUCUACUUAUUUUGGGUGGCAAAAGAAGAAUAAGGGGGCCACAAAUGAGAAGUUUGUCUAAUCAAUAAUAAUAAUAAUAAUAAUAGUAAUAAUAAUAAUAAUAAUAACCAAUAAUAUAGUCUAAAAGGUAAACGGUAUGGUAAGUACUUUCCAUUCCGAAGAAUCUCAGAGUUAGGUUAAGCAGUGAAUGGAUAGGUAGGAAACAUUACCAAGUAUCUCUGAUUUCAUUAAAAUAUGGCUA